Messenger RNA from Dovyalis caffra, 594 nucleotides. Lineage: Eukaryota; Viridiplantae; Streptophyta; Magnoliopsida; Malpighiales; Salicaceae. The record is from the annotation of a GenBank genome assembly.
AUGGCAACGCAUGGACGUGAAGCACCAAGGAUUAUUAGCAGAAAGCGCACCAAACGGCUUGGUCCCAACUGGUGUGGACAAGAUGAUCAGCUGUGGGAGUCAAGAGAAGAAAAAAGAUUGGCAAGUGAACAGUUAGAGUCAUUGGAGAAGAGCUUUCAAGAAGAGAUUAAGUUGGAUCCUGACAGGAAAAUGAAGCUGUCUCGUGAACUAGGGCUCCAGCCCAGACAGAUUGCUGUUUGGUUCCAGAAUAGACGUGCUAGAUGGAAGGCUAAACAGCUUGAGUGCUUAUAUGAUAACCUUAAGAAGGAGUUUGAUUCUGUGUCUAAAGAGAAACAGAAGCUUCAAGAAGAGGUAAUGAAACUGAAAGCUGUGGUGAGAGAACAAGCCACGAGGAAGCAAGUUUCAACAACAGAGUACACAGAGAUAUCAGGUGAAGAGACAGUAGUAAGCACAUCAGUUGCUGCCGCAAGUCGCAAGGCACGAGGAAACAGUCACCACCAGAUCAAUGCAGACCACCACAACUAUCUUCUUAACGUGGAUGAAUACAACCCAGCUUCAUCUCCCUACUGGCCUCUUUUGCCAUCUUAUCCUUAA